AUGAUCAAAUACUAGUAGCCUACGGCUAUCCUCUACUGUUACUGGUCAUGUUUCACAGCCAUAAAAUAGGACAGAACGAACUGCUGCACAGUAAACCUGUCCUUUGAUUGGUAUACACGGUUAUCUCAUCUAUGCCAUAAAUGACUCAAAUUUUCAAAAUCUAUUCAAACAAAUACAUUGACAAAUGUAUAUUAAGUUGAUUGAAUCCAAGAGUUUACAUUUUCGUUUAUUAGUGAACACCAAUUACCAAGAUCAUUUCUAUAGAAUGUAAUCAAGAAUUCUUCACUUUAUCAUCAUUUCUUUAUAAUCAUUAAUAAAAUACACAUAUUUAUCUGAUUGGUUAAUUUAUUAUCAUUGUGAUAGAAUUACAGACACACACACACACAGAUAUAUCUUCAUUAAAGACAUACAUUAGAAUUGAUAGAUAAACAGACACACAUUGCUUCAAUUUAAAAUAAAUUAACCAAUCAAAAUCAUUCAAAAAUGACCAUCCCAUUUUGGCACAGAAACAAAACAAAACCAAUAAAAAAAUAAACAAUAAAAGGAAUCAUUGAAAAAUAAAAAUAGAAAUUUGACUCACAUUAAAAAACAGUGAACAUCAUUUCUCUAUUUCAAUUUUCAAAAACAAACAAACAAACAAACAAAAAUUAUGUCAUUGAUCACUUUGAAUACAUCAUCUAUUCAAUCUUCUAUACUAGAAGAGAAAUGUUCAAUUCAUGUGUAUAAUAUGGAAUAUGCUGUAGGAUUUUUAAGGGGUUAUUUUAGUCCAAUUAUUGUAAUAUUUGGUGUAUUUGGUAAUAUAUCAGCAUUUUAUUUAUUUUUAACCCAUAAACCAUGGAAUCGUUUUUCUAUUUAUGUAAUGACAUUAGCUAUUUCAGAUAGUCUUGUUUUAAUAUCGAAUACAUUUUUAGAUGAUUUUCUUGGACGAGGUUUAUAUUAUUUAACUAAUAAACAUAUUAUUAUUAAAUUAGAUACAUUAUCAUUAAUAUCAUGUCAAUUAAUGGAAUUAAUUGGUACAUGGUUUGUAUUUAAUUCUGGUUGUUUAUUAGUUGCAUUUAGUAUUGAUCGUGUGAAUUGUUUAUAUUGGCCAUUAAAAUGUCGUUCAAAUGGUGGUGUAGGUAUGGCUAUAUUUAUAUGUAGUUUAAUUAUUAUAAUCGGUUUAUUAUUUAGUAUACCAUAUGCUAUGUUACAAACAUUAAUUGAUAAAAAUGCUAAUAUAACAAAUAGAACAUUAAUAAACUUUAUCAAUACUACUACUCAUAUUACUUUUACUACUACUACUACUACUACUCCUACUACUAAUACUAGUUCUACUACUACUACUACUACUAUUAAUAUUGAUAAUAGUAGUAUAAUGAGUAAUGAUACUAUACAAAAUCAAAUAUAUGAUUUAUCACAUUGUUCUGAUUGUAUUGAAUAUCAUCAUGAUGCAGAAAUCAUGAAAAGUUCUUCACCUUCAUUAACUUGUGCAUUAAGUACAAAUGGACAUCCAAUGAAUGAUAAAGAUUUAUUAUCAUUUUUAUUUAGUACAGUAUUAACUUAUAUGGUACCAUGUAUUUUAUUAGUAUUUAUUAAUAUAAUACUACUGAUUAAAUUAAUUAGUAUUAAAUCAAAACGACGUAUAUUAUGUAAAACAAUGAAUAAAAAUAAACAAUUUAUUCAUUGGUAUACUACUAAUACUACUACUACUAAUACUAAUACUACUAAUAAUGAUCAAAUCAAUUUAUCAUCAAAUGAAUUAAUUUCAAUUCAUCCAAUCACACCAUCAUCGCCACAACCACCCCCACUAUCACCACCACCACCACCGACAACAACAACAACAACAACAACAACAACAACAACGAGAACAAGAACAUCUUCAUCAGUUGUCAUAGCAACAAAUGAACAAGAUAAUUCAUUUACAUCUACUAUAACAUCGAUUUUACAACGUCGUCGUCAUACAAUAACAGAAGAUCGUAAAGAACUUGGUCGUAUUGUUGCAUUAUUAUUAUUAUCAUUUUUUUAUUUAUGUUUUACAUUUCCAGUUAGUAUUAGUUUAACAAUAAGAGCUAAUUUAAAUAAUAAACAUUCUAAUUGUAUACAUUUAUUAUAUGCUCAUUUAUCACGUUUAUUAACAUCUAUAAAAGAUAUUAAUUAUGCAUUAAAUGGUUAUACAUAUGCUGUAUUCUUUCAAUUUUAUCGUACUAAAUUAUUGAAUAUUUUAACAUGUAAAUGUAAUACUACUGCUCAUAAGAAUACUACUACUACUACUAAUAAUAAUAAUAAUAAUAAUACUACUAAUACUACUAAUAGAAGCAUUCAUAAACAUCAUUAUCGUUAUCGUCGAAGUAAAUUAGAUCAUUCAAAAUACAAUGAUGAUUAAUAGACAAUAUAGAUGAUAUGGACUAUGAAAAGAAGUGAGAGGAGGGGUUCCGUGUGUGUGUGUGUGUGUGUGUGCGUGAGUGUGUAAGAGUGGGGGAGAGAGCAUCAAAAAAAAAAAGUGAGAGAAACAAAAAACACAUUUUUACACAUUCCUUUAUGUUACAUUAAAAACCAAAAACAAAAAACAAAAAAAAUUUUCAUUAGUUUCCUCAUAAAAUUCUACAUCAUUAUUUUGAUUAUACCAUAAUAAAAAGUAAACAACAAUGACUAUAACAAUAAAAGAGACAAUACACACCCCUCUUUUUCUUUUUUUUUUCUUCAGUUUCUAGGCAUAAUGACAUCAUUAAUCACAUGAAUUUCAUAUUUAUUUUAAAGAGAAGAAAAAGAAUUUACUUAUUCAAUGCAUUUCAUAUGUAUCUCAUAUAUUUUGUUUUCAUAAUGUUAUAAUGAUUAUUUUGUUUGUUUUGUUUUGUUUUUUUCUUUUCUACAUUACUGUUAGGCGGUUUGUUCCAUCCUACUUCAUGGCAAUGAAACAUGGCCAGUAAGAGUAGAGGAUAUUCGUAGGGUAUUAGUAUUAGAUCAUAGAUGUCUUUGAAGUAUUACUUGUAUAUCUUGGGACCACCGAGUAAGUAAUGCAGUUGUUAGGAAACGGGUACUAGGUAAGGAUGGUAAAUCAAUUGAUGAAAUAAUGCAACUUCAUCAGUUGAGAUGGCUUGGACACGUGUUGUUUAUUCAGAACCCAACCAUCGACUGCCCCGACAUGCGAUAUUUUCUGGUGUAGGGGUAAGUUAACAGAUUUUAAGGGUGGCCAGACCAAAACAUGGCACAAAUCCAUGGUCACAGACAAGUGGACUAAGCCAUGUCGUUGGGUGUAAACUACCCGGUUGGGAUCUGCGAGAUGAUAGCAAUCGAUAGUUAGAGACCCUGAAUGACAUGGCUCAAAAUCGUUUGCAAUGGCGCAGGUGCAUCCACUCUUUGUAUUCUCUCAAAUUCUAAUAUUCUGAAUUCUUCAUGUCCCUUUAUUUUUUCUCUUUCCAAAUUUGUCUCACUGUAUUAUACUCCAUGAAUAACAUCUCCAAACCCUAAUGUU
Molecule: messenger RNA, 3451 nt
Organism: Schistosoma spindalis
Lineage: Eukaryota; Metazoa; Platyhelminthes; Trematoda; Strigeidida; Schistosomatidae
Source: the annotation of a GenBank genome assembly